Molecule: messenger RNA, 243 nt
Organism: Rhizoctonia solani
Lineage: Eukaryota; Fungi; Basidiomycota; Agaricomycetes; Cantharellales; Ceratobasidiaceae
Exons: 3
Coding region: 1-243 (80 amino acids)
Source: RefSeq, a predicted model, not a curated record
AUGGCCAUAGUGUCUCACAAUAAUGUUCAGUCCGCGCCUCCCUCCGAGACUGCACUCGCCACAGCUGCCUCGAGCUCCGAGUCUAGCGUCUUGACUUCCGGUUCAAAUCCACCACAGCCCUCACUUCUGCCUGAUGACACGAAGCAUUGUAUUCGAAUUGAGAUAGUGGUUCUAGGAGCAGCAGAGGUAGAUGUCAAGCUGUUGUUGAAGUCCCUCCAAUCACCAGUACCGACGCAUAACUGA